Cloeon dipterum is the source of this 2407-nucleotide messenger RNA. RefSeq lists its product as uncharacterized. The transcript has 3 exons. The record is from RefSeq and is a predicted model, not a curated record. The coding region runs from base 201 to 1430 and encodes 409 amino acids. NCBI's taxonomy places the organism in Eukaryota, Metazoa, Arthropoda, Insecta, Ephemeroptera, Baetidae.
ACUUUCUGAUGCCCUUUAGUUUGCACGUACAUAAGACUUAUUGAGAAUUCUUGCUGGCAUUAGUCUAACUUGACUAUAUUUAAAUUUGCUCUCGCUCGCUUGUGCAUUUAGUGGAUCUCUUUCCGCUUCGACAAGCUCACUCGAGCCCAUUGCGACUGUUAGAUUCAAAGGUUGACAAAAGAUAAUUGCCCUGAAGAAACAUGGAUGGACUGAGGAAUUUUACGAGCGAUUCGAUUUCCUCCAGUAAAAACAAAGACAGAGAUACUCCCUACCCUGACUAUGAGCCUGAUAAUGUGCGACGUGAAGGAGAAGUUUAUAUUGUGAGGAGAGGUGUCGGAAACAAGAGCGACAAGGAAACCGUGUUGCAUCACUGGGCUAUCGCUGUUAAAUUCGAUAAUGGGAAAUGGGUUACGAUCGAAGGAAUCAACGAGGAUGCAUUGCUGUCACCUGGAUAUUGCUAUUCGUCUUCCGCACCAGACGGCACCAUCAUUGAUAUUAAAAAUUCCCCAGCACCUGAUCCAGAAGAUGAAAAUCUAUUAAAGUAUAUUGCCACUAUCACGCAAUUCAUUAAGUCUAUCUCGUUUGAGAUCGUACGCCGCAUAGAGGCUUCUCCUCGGGAUCUGCACGCGCUUGCUGGCAGCAUCCCAAUCAAGCCGUACUGUCUUGGCGUGAACGACUGCCAAACUUGGUUUUUGGACGCCCUGCGGAAACUCCAGUUCUUCGAAAUUGGAACCAAGAGCACGAGCGAUUGUGCUUUUGACACUCUGAGAGCUCCCUUGAAGACUGUCACUAACACGGGCUUCAAAGCAGUAUCCACGGUCACCAAUACUGGACUCGAAGCUUUUAACACCGUAGGGAGGGUUAUCAGUGGUGAAGAGAAUCCAGCCACGGCCCUCGUGGAUGGCGUUGGGAAAACGACUAAUCACGUCAUCACUGGCGUGUCCGGCACUGCCGCUGGAGCUGUGGAUGGCGUCGCCGGCUUUGCAGUGAAUGCAAUUGGGAUGGCAACCGGCGGAGGGUGCGCCACGAAGAAAGGCCUGUGCGCGGACAUCAAGAGUCUGCAGGAAGAGGUUCGAUCUGGCCGUAUGAGCGCUGGUAAAGCCACGGCCCAGACGCUCGGAAAAGCUGCUGGAAACGUUGUCUACGGGGUCGCUAACACCACUACGAACGUUGUCGGCGGCGUCGCUGAAACUGCCACCGGCUUGGUGUCUGGAGUGGCUGGAACCGUCGCGGCCCCAUUCAAAGCUGUGGAUUCACUCGCGGAAGAUAUCGCCAGGGGUGAGAUCAAUCCAGUUCUUGGAGUUGUGGCAGCUCCGGUCGUGGUUGUCGGGGCUGUCGCAGAGGGCGUAGGAAAGACCGUUGUAAAUGUCGGUGCUGGUGUUUGUAAAACUGUGGGUGGUAUUUUCAAAGGAUUGGGGAGUAUUUUUUAAUCAUUGUUAAAAAAUCAAUUAUGUGAAACAAUAUUAGUUAGUCUUAUAGCUUUUAGCAAACUGAGAGCAAGUAAAAAAUGUGCCUUACCAAAAUGAAGCAUUCUCAAAUUUUUUAAAAUCUUUAUUACUUUGUCAGGCCCUAGAUGGGACAGAAAGCUCAAGAAUUAGUGCUGCAAGUAGAAACGCCGAAUCUUUUAACAGCUCUGUAGAAAUACGUACAAAUAAAAAGUUAUUUUUGCUACACACCCAAAAAGCUGCUCUGACAAUUUAUGACAACCUCGCAACAUAAUUAAUUUAAUAACCUAUAUAAAUGACAUGACAACCUUUUGGUUAAAUAUUUUGUUUUUUGUAUCCAUGCAGUUUUCUGCUAGUCAAUUUUUCCUUUGUUCGUGUGAUUUGAAUAAUCAUAUUUUUUCAACUGUAGUCGUAAUAGCUAUAAGCAACAAUAAAUACAUAUAUAAACUACUUAUAUUUUCGAACAAAGUGUUAAAACGGGUUGGAGUCGCACCGUCACCAACUAGCCACUUUUGCUGGUGUUCCCUACUUUCCAGCACAUUAUUUAGGGGCGGCGUAAGAAGAGGUGAAAGAUGAGCCCAAGACCCAAGCUCCUCUUCCGCGGCCGCUCGACGGUUUUAUUGUGACCGGUGAGCUAUCAUAGCUCAUUGGAUGUGCUGGGUGGAGGUUAAAUUUACCCAUCUUUUAAGACUGUAAUUAUUAAGACUUCCUGAUGGUUAAAAGAAGCCUUCCAUUAUAGUUGCACAAAGUUAAGACUUUUCAAAAUAGGCAGUGUCUAACCAAAUAAAGUCCAACCUGAUCCUAUUCGCUCGCUCUCUGGUGUUUCUAGUAUUUUCUUUUUCUCUGAUACCCAAUUACGUUAUGCCAGGAGAAUUAAUAAUUCGGUUGAUAUAAAUUGCAAAAGUUUUAAAUUUGUAACAUAUUUUGAUGUACACAUUACACACACAUCAUCACAAAUUUAA